Cylindrotheca closterium is the source of this 294-nucleotide messenger RNA. The record is from the annotation of a GenBank genome assembly. Lineage: Eukaryota; Bacillariophyta; Bacillariophyceae; Bacillariales; Bacillariaceae.
AUGUUCAAGUCCAUCUUCUUCCUCCUCGCUCUAAUCGCCGUUGCUGCUGCACAAACGGUUGCCCCAGCUGCACCAGCUACCUCUGGAUCUUUUGUUCCUAUCGCGGUCCCAGUUAUGAUUCCUGUUGCUAUCCCAGUCGGAGUUCCUGUUCCAGUUGCUACCCCUACCGCUACCACUGCAAAGGGACCAAAGGUUACCAAGAAGGCAAAGGCACCAUCGGCACCAAAGGGAUCCAAGCUGUCAGCAGGCAAGGGCGGCAAGGGCAAGGGGCCUUCUUCUCGCCGAGUGAGAUAG